Desarmillaria tabescens is the source of this 611-nucleotide messenger RNA. RefSeq lists its product as uncharacterized. Gene Ontology annotation, cellular component: peroxisome. Lineage: Eukaryota; Fungi; Basidiomycota; Agaricomycetes; Agaricales; Physalacriaceae. The transcript has 6 exons. Gene Ontology annotation, molecular function: L-alanine:glyoxylate transaminase activity; L-serine:pyruvate transaminase activity. Bases 68 to 487 code for a protein of 139 amino acids. The record is from RefSeq and is a predicted model, not a curated record.
CCGGGCCUGGAGUAUUUGAUUCAGACUGCCAGACUGUCUCUUCCUUCCAUUUUGAUAAUAAUAAAUAAUGCUCCUGCCCUAUCUCACCUUGCCGUACCGUUCUUCCUUCCGUACCACCAUCUCAGCCGUGUUACCCUCCCUUGCCCGCCGCGUAUCCCGACGGACGUAUACUAUGGCCACACAAGGUUUCAAGCAGGCACCUCACAAGCUAUUGGUUAUUCCGGGGCCCAUCGAAGUAUCCGAUGAAGUUCUCUACGCAAACGCCCAUCCAUCCAUGUCCCAUGUGUCGCCAGAAUUCGUUCCUGUCUUUGGCGACUGCAUCCGGAUGACCAGGGAUGUCGUGUUUUCAGCCGAAGGACAGCCGUUUUUGAUUAGCGGCAGUGGAACCUUGGGAUGGGACCAGGUCGCCGCCAACCUGAUAGAACCCGGAGAGGACGUACUCGUACUGCAUAGCGGCUACUUUGGAGACAGCUUUGCCGAUUGGUGAGGUACACUCGUGUAAUUCGUCUUUACUGACUUCCGGAAUAGUAUAGAUACAUACGGCGGGAAAGCAACUCAGGUCAAGGCCGACAUUGGAGCCGCUUGUAAGCCAGAGUGAAAUAGAAAAGGCG